GUUUGACCCUGUGGGCAGUUUUGAAUAUUGCUUUGGGAGCGAGCUUUGAGGUUGGUUAGAGAAUGAACCCAAGUAGACUCGUAGAAGUCAAAAGCAAGUUUGGUGCCGAGUUCCGGCGAUUUAGUUUCAUGGCAGAGGAUACACUACAAUACAACGCUCUCUAUUCCCUACUUGAACGUAUUCACAUGUUGUUCAACAUCCCUUUUGUUAUUCAGUAUGUCGAGCCGAAAAACGCAGAUUUACUACCGAUAAGUAAUAACAAGAAUUUCGAAUUAGCUGUAAAUUCUUCAAAGCCCUUACUUAGAAUUUUACUUCAGCGAAAAGGUGAGAGUUACGGAGAAAUUUACGGGUAUAAAUCUUCUAAACACGGUCUUAUACAUCGAGGAGCGGCCGACACUCUUCGGAACUUCGGUGGCAGUGAGAAACAUCGUCGAUCUGAAAAACCUGUCAUAAGUGUUAUGAGUGACUUCCACUUGGUCUCAUCGAUACUGGAUGUUGAUAUUAUACCAUGGACAUUAAGACGUGUAAGCCUGAUCCGUUCACCUGGUAAACAAUUCGGUUUAAAUAUUCGUACUGGUGCUAUUCAAUAUUAUACUAAAAAUGGUUAUGAAACUAUUCCAGCCUUUUUUAUAUCUCGUCUAGCCGAAGAUGGGAUUGCUUAUAAUACUGGUUUAUUAGCUGUGAAUGAUGAAAUAAUUGAAGUGAAUGGUAUAGAAGUUUACGGUAAAUCAUUAGAUCAAGUCAAUGAUAUGAUGGUUGCUAAUAGUUCAAAUUUAAUUAUUACUAUUCGACCAGCUGAUCAAAGUAUGUGUUUAGUUCCAAGAGAAAUUUCACGUUCACGAUUUUCACAAAGUUCUGAUCUUUUAUAUGGUCCACGAAAAAAUAUUCCAAUAACUGGACGUAGUUCACCACUAUUAUUAUCAUCAACAACAACAACAAAUUAUCCUCAAUCUCAAUCACAAUAUAUUCCAUCUCAAUUAUUGUCAUCAUCAUCAUCAUCUCAUCCAUUAACAACAAAUGUUGUAUCCUCAAAUAAUCAUAAUCCAUUAACUAGAACAAGUGGAUUUAAUGGUGAUUCAACAAUUCAAAUUAAUGAAGAAAUUGAAAGUGAUGAUGAUAUGAAUGUUGGAUUAAUUACAAUAUAAAUGGUAUUCAGUUUAUUAUUUGUUCUAGUUUAUACAUUCCUAUUUAUUUCAUACAUAUACACAUUUAUAUAUGGUUGAAAUCUCAUAUCAAUUUAGCACAAGGUAAUGAACCUUUUUUUUGUUGUUGUUGUUGUUGAAAGACCUAUCUCCUAUUGAUAUCUAUUAGUACUGUUUUGUUGCUUUUUCUUUUUCUAGCAAACAUUUUGUGUUAUACUUAAGGCGGACCCAUUGAGUACCCUUCAAUACGAUGGGUUUAUUGAGACUAAAUGAAUUUUGUGCAUUAUCUACAUGUUGAUUGCAUCUAAGCCGUGUUAUUCAUUCUUCUUCUUCUUCUUCUUCUUCUUCUUCUUCUUCUUCUUCUUGACAAUUCUCUAUAGAGAAAAGUAAAUAUAAAGUAUUAUGUAAGAGCUUAACAUAUCAUCCUAGAUACAUACAUAUACAUGUAGAUAAUUUAUUUGUGAUCAUCUUUGACAUUAUAACUCUUUCUUCUUUCAUUUCCAUUAUAGAAUUAAACAACAUUCUAUAAAUAAUUUUUUUAUUUUCAUGAAGAAAACAACAAUAAAUUCCAAAGUUUAAAAAAAAGGGUUUUUUCCCUCCCUCUUUCUCUCUCCCUCUCUCUCGCUACUCCCCUCUCUUGCCUUUUUUUUUAUCUCUGUUCCUUACAUCUUGAUAGAAACAAACAAACAAACAAACAAACACAGACACACACACACAGAAACAUUCAAACAUACAAUUAAGCUCAUACAUAUAUAAACUAUUUUACAUGAAUGAUUCAAUUGAUGAACUGUAAUUCAUUUGUUUAUUUUAAUUUUCUCUUGGAUAUAUAUAUAUUUUUCCGGUUACUAAGUAGUAUAUUAUGUCUGGUUACCUUUUCUGAUUAUGGAUAUGGGCUCUUUUUUUGUUUUUUUGUUUUGUUUGAUAUUAUUUCACUGGUUUUCUAUGGAUAUAUUUAUUAUACCUACACAUAUCAAUCGAUAUUGCUCAAUCGACUACUCAUAAAAUUGCACAUGAAGUAAUUCUUUUUAAUUUAUAUAUUUACUUUUUCUUUUUUAUAAACAAACAAACAAACAAACAAACAUGAAAAACUUGACAAAGUCCUUAUGAUAUAAUUUACUUUUGCAUCAAGUUGUACUGUUUAGAAAAAAAAAGUGAUUUUUAGUA
Schistosoma curassoni is the source of this 2306-nucleotide messenger RNA. The record is from the annotation of a GenBank genome assembly. NCBI's taxonomy places the organism in Eukaryota, Metazoa, Platyhelminthes, Trematoda, Strigeidida, Schistosomatidae.